AUUGCUAGUUUGCUACCAGUGUGGUUUUGCUCAAUCAUGAAUGUCAUGAUGAGCAAAGUGGUCUCUAUUUCUUGAGCUUCACAUAAUAUUUAAAGGGGAAGUUAGUGGCCUUUCUUCUCUUGCACCAAGAAGGUUAGAUAGAUGUCAGAGAGACCAAAAUAGCAUAGUUUCCCAAAAGCCUCUCUUUUUUUCUUGCACUGAGACAACAGGGUCUUAGCUUUGAUAGAUCGAAUGGCUCCAAAGAGAGAAGAGUGCGCCAAACGAGAAGUGAUGAAGAUGAAGUCUUCAGAAGCUGUUAUGAAGAACACGAAAAGGGAGGUCAAUAAGGGAGCUUGGACAGCUGGGGAAGAUCAAAAGCUAGCUGAGGUUAUUGCUAUUCAUGGUGCCAAGAAGUGGAAGUCCAUUGCAGCCAAAGCAGGGCUGAAUCGGUGUGGUAAGAGUUGCAGGCUAAGAUGGCUGAACUAUCUAAGACCAAACAUCAAAAGAGGCAACAUAUCUGACCAAGAAGAGGACUUGAUUCUCAGGCUGCACAAACUUCUUGGAAAUAGGUGGUCUUUGAUAGCCGGAAGAUUGCCGGGUCGAACAGACAAUGAGAUAAAGAACUACUGGAACUCCCAUUUGAGCAAGAGAAUAAGCCAGAGAGAGAAACAAAGAAGCACCGGAGGAGCAGGAGAUGAUGAUUCAACUAUACAAAUCUCCACGGUGGACCAGAAAGCAAGUGCUCAAUUUGGUGAUGAGCAGAAGAAAAUCUAUGGAGAAAUGAAACAAGAUUCAUCAUCAGAAGAGGGCACCACUACAACUACUACCACCACCAGUGCUUCUAAUAAAGGAGGUGAUGAUCAUGAACACUACUCAAACUCAGACAUUGAUAUUGAUGGCUUCUUUGAUUUCUCCAAUGAAGGGCCUUUCAAUUUGGAAUGGGUCAACGAGUUCCUUUACUAGAUGAUGAUGGUGCCAGAAGAUACAGUUCAUGGUUGUCUGGGUUGUAUGUGAUAUAUAUUUUCACCAUCUGUCAGCUUUUUUUACUUUCACUUUCUUUCUGGGCUAUAUAUUUGGGGAAAUGAAUUUGGUAGUAGAGUUCAUGUGGGUGCACUGGAACUGUAAAUCACUAACACUUUAGAUGCUCCUGUUCAUGAUUUUUGUGAAUUCAACUCCCUCUUGUUACUGUCA
Messenger RNA from Argentina anserina (silverweed cinquefoil), 1170 nucleotides. Its product is annotated as transcription factor WER-like. Lineage: Eukaryota; Viridiplantae; Streptophyta; Magnoliopsida; Rosales; Rosaceae. The transcript is spliced from 3 exons. The coding region runs from base 232 to 942 and encodes 236 amino acids. The record is from RefSeq and is a predicted model, not a curated record.